AUGGUAUGCAAAUGCACCACGAGGCACAAAGAGCCAACGUGUGCUUCAGACCAGACGUUAACAAGUACAUAAAUACAACAUGGGGAAAAUAGCAGUAUCGCUUUUAGUUGCCGCCGUAUGUCUAAACAUUGGAGGCAUUGAAGGCAUCCUAUUCGGCCUAUUACGAGGCAAUGGUCACGAAGGACGCCAUGGAUUUGGAAUCGGAGGGCGUGUAGAUUUAGGACAUGGCAUAGGAAUUGGAGGGCGUAUCGGUCUCGGGGGCCGUGGAGGUUUGAUAACUGGUGCUGGCCUCGACCUUGGUCCAUUUGGACGCAUUGGAGCGGGCGCGCAACUAGGAGGAAGAGGACGUGUUGGCCUCGGAGGGCGAGCAGGCUUAAAAAAUGGCGCCGGAAUUGGAGGGCGUAUCGGUCUCGGGGGCCGUGGAGGUUUGAAAGCUGGUGCUGGCCUCGACCUUGGUCCAUUUGGACGCAUUGGAGCGGGCGCGCAACUAGGAGGAAGAGGACGUGUUGGCCUCGGAGGGCGAGCAGGCUUUAAAAAUGGAGCAGGAAUUGGAGGGCGUAUCGGUCUCGGGGGCCGUGGAAGUUUGAAAGCUGGUGCUGGCCUCAACUUUGGUCGUUUUGGACGCUUUGGAGCGGGCGCGCACCUAGGAGGAAGAGGACGUGUUGGCCUCGGAGGGCGAGCAGGCUUUAAAAAUGGCGCAGGAAUUGGAGGGCGUAUCGGUCUCGGGGGCCGUGGAAGUUUGAAAGCUGGUGCUGGCCUCAACUUUGGUCGUUUUGGACGCUUUGGAGCGGGCGCGCACCUAGGAGGAAGAGGACGUGUUGGCCUCGGAGGGCGAGCAGGCUUUAAAAAUGGCGCAGGAAUUGGAGGGCGUAUCGGUCUCGGGGGCCGUGGAAGUUUGAAAGCUGGUGCUGGCCUCAACUUUGGUCGAUUUGGACGCUUUGGAGCGGGCGCGCACCUAGGAGGAAGAGGAGGCCGACGAAAUUAUAGAGGUGGAAGAAGAGGUGGCCUCUUCCAUAACAUUCACGGAGCCGGAGGCCGACGAAAUUAUAGAGGUGGAAGAAGAGGCGGCCUCUUCCAUAACAUUCACGGAGCCGGAGGCCGACGAAAUUAUAGAGGUGGAAGAAGAGGGGGCCUCUUCCAUAACAUUCACGGAGCCGGAGGCCGACGAAAUUAUAGAGUUGGAAGAAGAGGCGGCCUCUACCACCACAUUCUUGGAGCCGGAGGCGCUGGUAUUUACCAUGGUGGAGCCGGGGGUGCCGGCAAUCAACCAGGAAUUGGAGUAUCAGUUGGAGAAGGUAAGAAGUGCGGGCCUCUUUGUAGAAUGUUCUGCCCCCAUGGGAAUGUGAAAGAUGAAAAUGGCUGUCCCAUCUGCAAGUGCAAACCCAAGCCUGUCGAGGUUGUUGGUGGAGGAGAAGUAUCUGAAGGCAAGAAGUGCGGACCUCUUUGUAGAAUGUUCUGCCCCAAUGGGAAUGUGAAAGAUGAAAAUGGCUGUCCUAUCUGCAAGUGCAAACCCAACCCUGUCAAUGUUGCAUCUGGUGGUAAGGUGGAGGUCAACACUCUGGGUACAACCGAUACUUCAUCCGGCCAAUUUACCAUCGGCGGCGAAUUCGACAUCGACAUGUUCAAGGGGACCUGCCCCCCGGGAUCGAAGAAGAUGGGGAAUAUGUGCGAGAUUACCAGCACCGACCUCUUCCUCCCAUGGCUAAAGGCCAAUGCUGCAUCAUACGGGAUCCAAUACUCAUACACCCCUGUCAAAGUCGUGGAGGAGAGCGGCGCCUCGAACAGCGACUCGGACGAAGACGAUGAGGAUGAUUAAGUUACGAGAUUCCAAAUUGUUUGAAAUCAAUUCAAAAUUGCGUGUUAUUGCAUGUGAGACGACAAUAGAAAUCGAAAUC
Molecule: messenger RNA, 1895 nt
Organism: Lineus longissimus
Lineage: Eukaryota; Metazoa; Nemertea; Pilidiophora; Heteronemertea; Lineidae
Exons: 21
Coding region: 80-1816 (578 amino acids)
Molecular function (GO): serine-type endopeptidase inhibitor activity
Source: RefSeq, a predicted model, not a curated record